AUGCUCAUCCACCGACUCGAUCCGGCAAAUUCCAGGCUGCUCCACCGGCGACUGGGUCAUCCUCCGUCGAGUGCUCCGGCAGCGGCAGCCGCCCCUCCUGCAACCAUCGCGGAGUCACCUAACGGCAGCGACGCGCAAUACUUCUACUUAGGACGUCCAGCCUUCUCGACGGCUUACAACCUCCGAUGCUUUGGUCCUUCGGCAGGGGGUCGGGGUAACCUGCAGCUCGACCGAUUUGCGUCCGUGCGAUCUCACGGUUGGUGCCCGUCGGAUCUGAAAGUGACGCAGUCGGGUUCGGAUGCGGGGGUCGCGUGUAAGAGCGCGUGCGAGGCGUUUGGGACCGAGGAGUACUGCUGCAGCGGGGCGUAUGGGAACCCGAAUACGUGUAAGCCUACGCGGUACUCGCGGUUGUUUAAGAACGCGUGCCCGAGGGCGUAUAGCUACGCGUAUGAUGACGGUACGUCUACGUUCACGUGCGAGAACGCGGACUACGUCAUCACUUUUUGCCCCGCUGUUCCCAGACAGAAAGAGGGAAAGAACGACCCUCAGGCGGCGGGGUUGCCGUUAAUAAAUGAGGCGAUGGUGUUUCAGAGCGGCGUUGAAGGCGGCAGAUCAUCGAGUAUGGGCUCAGUUUUGCUUAUUGUCGCGACGACUCUGGUGGUUUCAUGGCGCGGUUGAUGCUAUGACUGCAUCGCCGGUUCAAUUGGUGGAUGAUGCUAUAAUGAGCUGUAUGUUGCGGCCGGCCUCCGGCGGCGAGCUGAGGCGGUGGAGGAUGUAAGGUGGGGGGUUGAAAGUUGCAGAGCUUCCUGUUGCUUGGAAUUGAAUGACUCUGAUAGAGUUUUGGAAGCGUGAACAUUGGAAAAGGUUUUGGUUGGGGCCUUGAUGAGGAGGGAAUAGUAAUUAUGUAGUUAAAUUGAAUUAGUUUUGUUUUUUUUAUUAUUAGCUUAGUUCUGCAGUGUAAUGUAUAAAAGCACUAUUCAGAAUUCUUCCGAAGACGUGUAUGGAUUGUUUUUUAUUUACUAUUGCCUUUA
Messenger RNA from Asparagus officinalis (garden asparagus), 1031 nucleotides. Its product is annotated as thaumatin-like protein. Bases 1 to 678 code for a protein of 225 amino acids. The record is from RefSeq and is a predicted model, not a curated record. Gene Ontology annotation, biological process: defense response. The transcript has 2 exons. NCBI's taxonomy places the organism in Eukaryota, Viridiplantae, Streptophyta, Magnoliopsida, Asparagales, Asparagaceae. Gene Ontology annotation, cellular component: extracellular region.